This is a messenger RNA of Trypanosoma rangeli, 603 nucleotides long. RefSeq names its product putative mitochondrial RNA binding complex 1 subunit. The record is from RefSeq and is a predicted model, not a curated record. Lineage: Eukaryota; Euglenozoa; Kinetoplastea; Trypanosomatida; Trypanosomatidae. The transcript has a single exon. Bases 1 to 603 code for a protein of 200 amino acids.
AUGCGAAAGGGUAGAAGGGUAGUGGCACUUCUUGACGCUUGUCAUUGCCCCGCGUACGGCGUGAUACAGCGACUGUCAUGCUGCGCAUUUUUUGCUGCCUCUUCAGAGACGCCGAUGCUAGGAAAAACAGGAACAGCUGCUUUUCUGACGCCUUUAAAUUAUCAAACUCGUCGUCUACACUUAUCGUUGCCUCUUUGCACCACUGCAGAGACUCCGGUGACGCCGGGCACGCAGAGCAGCAGCGCAAGCAACACAGCUGCCAACAGUGGAGUGACGGCGCUCGAUGUAGCCAUGCGUGUUAACAAGCUGAAGCGGUUGCAUCAGACUGGUGGUGGCCCGGAUGGGAAGAAGCAAAUUGAGUUAGACGCAUGGAGCGAACUGAACAACCUUACAGAGGAACAAAUCAACUCUGCUGAGGGAAAGGCAGUUUCGUUGCUGCUCAACUCAUGGGCGUACUUUGCGAAGUACUGGGACAAGGGCAAGGAUGGACCACUGGGUGCUUCAUUCUCAGCUGCCACUGGGAACUCGUCGUCGUCGUCGUCUGCUGGUGGUGGUGGUGGUGGUGGUGGUGGUGCGUCCAAGGAUGUCCCGCAAGACAGCUAG